Alosa alosa (allis shad) is the source of this 933-nucleotide messenger RNA. RefSeq names its product olfactory receptor 4E1-like. Gene Ontology annotation, biological process: G protein-coupled receptor signaling pathway. Gene Ontology annotation, cellular component: membrane. The transcript has a single exon. NCBI's taxonomy places the organism in Eukaryota, Metazoa, Chordata, Actinopteri, Clupeiformes, Clupeidae. The record is from RefSeq and is a predicted model, not a curated record. The coding region runs from base 1 to 933 and encodes 310 amino acids. Gene Ontology annotation, molecular function: G protein-coupled receptor activity; olfactory receptor activity.
AUGGAAAAUAUUUCCUAUGACAGUGACACUCUUACAAUGGAAGGAUUAGACAUUUCUGAAUCAUCCACAUAUCCAGUGUUUUUCACAUUACUCUUUAUCUAUAUUGCACUGCUAAUAACCAAUAUUGGUGUUCUUGUUAUCAUAAUUGCAGAAAGAAGCUUACACCAACCUAUGUAUCUACUAUUCUGCAACUUGUCUGUCAAUGAUAUUCUAGGUAACACAAUCUUAAUGCCCCGUGUACUGUUAGACAUGGUUUCUAAAGAGAGGUUAAUUUCAUAUAGUGCGUGUGUUACACAGGCGUUUUUCAGUCACACUUAUGGCUCGGCUUCACACACCAUACUAAUCGUAAUGGCCAUUGAUAGAUAUGUUGCGAUAUGCAAUCCAUUGAGAUACAGCGCAAUUAUGACAACCAAGGCAGUUGUGACUUUGUCUGUGUGUGCUUGGGGUUUUUCAGUUGUAUUAGUUGGUGUAUUACUUAGCCUCACAAUCAGGCUGUCUCGCUGUAGGUCACUCAUUAAGCAUGCCUUUUGUGACAAUGCAUCCUUGUUCAAAUUAUCAUGUGAAGAUGUUUCUAUUAAUAAUAUAUAUGGGCUGUUUUACACUGUGCUGCUGUUUUCCUCAUCAAUGGGUACCGUUGCUAUUACUUACAUUAGAAUUGCUGUCAUAUGCUGGACAAAGAAAAAUGCAGAGCUCAACAGCAAAGCCAUUCAAACGUGUGCAAGUCAUUUAGUUUUGUAUCUGAUCAUGCUCCUGAUGGGAUACAUAAUCAUCAUCAUGCAUCGGUUCCCAGAAAACCCAUUUUUAAGAAAACUCAUUGCCAUUCUUUUUCAUGUUAUACCUGCCCAUUUAAAUCCAAUUAUUUAUGGCCUACAGACUAAACAUUUAAGACUGAAAAUGUUGCAAGUAUUUGGUAGAAAAAUCAAUCCCAGUUAA